This is a messenger RNA of Aspergillus calidoustus, 1167 nucleotides long. The record is from the annotation of a GenBank genome assembly. Lineage: Eukaryota; Fungi; Ascomycota; Eurotiomycetes; Eurotiales; Aspergillaceae.
UCUAUCAGAGUGGGUCAGGCGGAGGCGCAUCCAAAAUUUAGCGGCCCCGCAAACAUUAUUUUCUUUUUGGUUGAACUUUCAGAUUUCUCCAACUCUCCGACUCGAACUCCCAAUUCGUACUCACCAUGCGAUAGUGCCUGGCUCAACUCUACUGGAAUGGAAUUGAAAUCUCUUUCGAGCAACUGGAAGAAACUCCAAGGGACCUUGAAGAAAAAGGACGUAUCCGCGACCUCCGCAACAGAGACAACAAAACGCAAGAGAUCGGAUCGUGAGCCGCAGAAAAAUGAUAUUGUGAAGAAAAGGAGAGUCGUCGCUGAGGGAACAGGGAAACGGACUUUGACUACUUCCGGGCUUGUUUCGAGAGAUCGGAAGAAGAGGAUGUCGCAAGAAGUGACGAAUGGAGGGGGAGAGGAUGUUGAGACUGUCGUCAAGGCUGCGGUCUCGAGGGUCAAUGAGGGGCGGGCUUCGAACGUCGAAAUAGGAAAAUAUGUUGCAAUCGACUGCGAAAUGGUCGGCGUCGGCCCAAAUCCAGACAACGACUCUGCCCUAGCCCGCGUCAGUAUUGUCGACUACAACGGCGACCAAGUAUACGACUCAUACGUGCGCCCUAAAGAGAUGGUCACGGACUGGCGAACACACGUCAGCGGGAUAGCACCCAAACACAUGAUCGACGCGCGAUCCCUCGAACAAGUCCAGAAAGAAGUCGCGGAGAUAUUAAACGGCCGGAUCCUUAUCGGCCAUGCGCUGCGAAAUGACCUAGACGCUCUCUUACUCUGUCACCCGAAGCGCGAUAUUAGAGACACGAGCAAGCAUCCGCCGUAUCGGAAGAUUGCAGGUGGAGGCUCGCCGCGGUUGAAGAUUUUGGCGUCAGAGUUACUGGGAUUGCAGAUUCAGGGUGGUGCGCACUCGAGUGUGGAGGAUGCGAAGGCGACUAUGCUGCUGUAUCGAAGGGAUAAAGACGAGUUCGAGCGAGAACACUUGAAGAAGUGGCCUGUCAGAGUUGUGCCAGAGAAUAAGGAGAAGGGGGAGGGUGAUAAGAAGAAGAAAAAGAAGAAGAAGAAGACCCGCAAGAGGUGAAACUUUUUUGAUAUACUAAUUAUUAGAUAUACCCCAGUCUACUUGAAUUCUAUUCGCCAUCUUCAUUCACUACAUGGAUCUCUACAAGCA